AUGAGGGACUUUCCAUCUUGCUUUGGGGAGAAUGGAGUUCAAGUUGCUGAUUCAUCUUGUUCGCGUGUAAACGUAAGUAAGGCCUCUCAGAACACUGUGACCUGCAUUUAUAGAUGUAAGCUGUUUGAUAAAUCUUGCUUGGUUACCGUUUUGUGGAGCAAGGGUUUGAUGGGCCAAUGCCUUAGUGUGGAAAUAGACGAUGCAUCUCAUCAGUUCAUUUGCAAAUUCGAUGUGAAGCCCUCUUUAUUCUCCAAAAGAAAAGGUUCCAAGUAUUUACAGCUGAAUUCUGCUAAAAUCGAAGUUUUUUGGGAUCUUUCGGUCGCGAAAUUCGGAUCCGGGCCAGAGCCCUUAAGUUCCUAUUACUUAGGGAUUGUGUGUAAGGGUGAAAUAGUUUUGCUAAUUGGUGAUCUAACUGAUGAUGCAUUUAAGAAAACGGGCUCUACCUCUCGGCAGUCGGGCUCGAUUCUUGUUUCCAAAAGGGAACAUGUCUGUGGAAAGUCGGUUUUCGGCACAAAGGUUCAAUUUUGGGAGAAGGGAAAAAUUCACGACCUGAAAAUUGAAUGCGACACGUAUCAUGGGGAUGACCCUUUUCUUGUGGUUCGUAUUGACUCGAAAACUGUAAUGCAAGUUAAGCAUUUGAAGUGGAAAUUUCGUGGGAAUUUCACGAUUAUUGUUGAUGGGUUGCCGGUGGAGGUGUUUUGGGACGUGCACAAUUGGCUGUUUAAUACGAGUUCAGGGAAUGCGGUUUUCAUGUUCCAGACGAGUUUAAUGGCGGAUAAAAUGUUCGUUUGCACGGAAGAGUUUAAAGAGGCUAAGUUUCCAGGUCAUGGAUUUUCUUUGUUUUUGUACGCUUGGAAGAAUGAAUAG
Molecule: messenger RNA, 867 nt
Organism: Striga asiatica
Lineage: Eukaryota; Viridiplantae; Streptophyta; Magnoliopsida; Lamiales; Orobanchaceae
Source: the annotation of a GenBank genome assembly